Homalodisca vitripennis (glassy-winged sharpshooter) is the source of this 3125-nucleotide messenger RNA. RefSeq lists its product as uncharacterized. Bases 1947 to 2600 code for a protein of 217 amino acids. NCBI's taxonomy places the organism in Eukaryota, Metazoa, Arthropoda, Insecta, Hemiptera, Cicadellidae. The record is from RefSeq and is a predicted model, not a curated record. The transcript has 2 exons.
UGGCUUUGUAAAUUAAAUAAAAUGUUCCAGCCAAGUUAUGAACAACUCCUCGGUUAUCCAUCCGGUUUUGCUACAAUGAUAUAUUGAGUUUGCUGGUCCUCCAUUUCCUAAAACAGGACUCAUCCUUUGACGAGGGUAAAUGAACAUGGGUGGAACAUACAUAUCACUGGCACUCAUUGCACAGCCUACUGUUAUGUUCUUCCCUCGCUCCCAACUGGUCGCAAAUCCCAAUUGUUUUACUCCCUUAGGGCCCAAAAUUUUGCCCGGUUUUUGGACUGUAGAUAUGCCAGUCUCGUCAUAAUUAUAAAUUCUUGACACAUCAAACAUGUGCGUUUCCAUUACGGAUGACAUAUUUGAAUAAAACUGUUUAACUUCAGUGUAGUUGAAUCCAGUUAUUCUGUUAAGAUUAGUGGCUUGGGGUUUUCUUACACUAAUAGUAGGAUUUCGUUUCAGAAAGUGAAUAAGCCAAUCUUGUCCUGCCAUUCUUGAGGAUUGAUUGAAGUCAUUUUUUAUGUUGUUAGCUUCUGCGUAUUCAAAAACUAAUGUCUAAGUUCAAGUGCUGAAAUACCAUAAAAACAUUUAGCCAAUAAGAGUACCUGGUCACCAAUUUCUUUUUCCUGAGCUGAAGUAAAUGUAGGUUUCCUUCCAAGGCACAGUUUUUCCGGAUUUCCACUUCUGAUGCGAUCUUUAAGGGUCGAAACAGGAACACCAUAUGCUCUAGCUGAUUCUCUUAGUUUCUUCCCAUUCAAUGUUAUAUCUUUUAUGGCUGCGUCCAUCGAUUCCUUGUCCCAUUUAGCUCUGUCCGUUGUUCUGGCACGUUUUCUCACCAUCUGUAAAAAACCAGGCCUGUUACUAUGCACUAAUAGGCUUAAAAGUAGGUUUUAAAACUUCCCAUAAGAACCCAUGUGGAGCAAUACCGCACACUUUGUGCGAUAUUGCCCCUCACUGACAUCAUGAAUGUUUUCGAACAUAACCUAUAAGAACCUUCACAAAUCUAUCUCCUUUCACUAUUGAAAAAUACCUUAACAUACGUAAAUUUAAUUUAAAUAAUAAAAACUAUUCUAAUUGUAAAGCUUUUACACUUACCUCUUAAGUAGUGCAGUCUCAAUUUAACAAGAAAACCACGCUAAACACAAUAAUAAAAACAGCGCUUGACGUUUCAGUGUUGACUGGAAAUUUCCACACUGGGGAAGCUUGUAGACUUGGCCGACAGGCUGCAGCACUGACCAACGCAGUCUAAAUCAACUGCAGUGCCGAAAAGCAGGUUGUGCGAUAUUGCCCCGGUGUGCGAUAUUACCCCGCUCUCCCCUAUACCGAACCCUUCCUUUCCCAAAUCUUUGACAAGGUUGUCAAUUGCUGCUUGUCUCAUUUGUUUGUUUUACGUAGGGCUAGCUAAAUUCCAUAAACAUUCUGCAUCACGGUACAACUCAACAAACUUUAAUGUUUCCUCUUCCGUCCACUUCAUAUUUGCUUGAAGUAUUAAACUACACAAAUAACACUACUCAAACACGUGUGCGUGAAUUGACACGAACAAUGCAACACGACAUAGAACUCGAUCUGCUGACUGUCUACAUUGGGUGAGUAAACAGGAGAGUUGUUGGUAGAAAAUCGUCGGUGGUGGGGGUCGGGCGAGUCUAAUAACUGUUUCUCCCCGCCGAAACUACUCGACUCGCCUGCCAACUGGGUCUGACACUCGACUCGCCCGUCACUCGACUCGUCCAGUUGUUCACACUGGCCGAGUUUACGGUCGAGUACUAACUCGCCUUUCUACUCGACUAAUGUAAACCAGGCUUAAAGCUGUAUUUACACGGGUAGAGUUGUGGGUAAUAGUAGAGUAUCUAGUAGAGCCACUAUCUUGUUCACUCUACCGAUUUACAGAAGUCGCUGUUCACACACAGUAGAGUGUUGAUGAUAGUGAAGUGUGUGCCUCUUUUAAAUUCCUCAAAAUGAGUUUUGUUGUAAAAAAAAGGAAAUUAAUUAGAUCAGUAAUUCCUAGGUUUUUAAAUGUGCUUCUAAGAGAAGUUGCUGAGGCUAUAGAUGAUGAGGCAAAUAGACAACGAACAGAAUGGGUCAGGGAAUGGCUUAAAAGAAGGAAUACAUACGGAGCAUCCUCUCUCUUGUUAACAGAGCUAGCCAUGGUGUUCCGAGCAGGCGAAAAAGACAGGAGGCCUCGGAAGCGCGCCCCUCCCAAACUCGGAGCAAAUCAUAAAAAAAACAAUCCCCACCGACUGACAAGAUUGGCCGAGGUGGGAAAAAUAAUAAACAAAAAUAAAUUGUCCAAACUGAGCCCCGGCUCAACGGUGGAUGAGAAAGAAUACAAGAAAUGUUUGAGGAUGACGCCAAUAAAAUUUAACGAACUAUUGGACAUGGUUAGUGACAAAAUUAAACGGGAAGACACAAUGAUGCGUGAAGCGAUACCUUCUAGGUUAAAACUCGAGGUUACAUUAAACUUUCUAGCAACGGGUAACAACUAUAGGAGCCUAUCUCAUUUCUUUAGAAUUUCAAUACCAGCAAUUUCUAAAUUUGUGCCAGAGGUUUGUGAAGCGAUCUCCGAAGUACUCAAUGAUUCAAUAAAGGUCAAUAGCAAUAUAAGGUUAUAGAUGUAGUUUAUUUCAAAAAUAACUAAAAUAGUGAUAAAUAUAAGAAAAAAAAAAUUCUGUUAACUCUAGUUACGUCCUCAGGUAUUGUAAUCCAAUAAACUAGGCAACUUAAUGAAAAUUAAACAUGUACCAAUUAGGUUAAAUAAAAAUCUUGUUUUCCAAAAUACACUUUUAUUGAUAAUUAAUUGACGGUUUGACAAUUAAUUGAACUGGUAGACGGUACAUUUUCAGUUUUCGGUCAUUUCCAUUGCUCGUUUAAUUACAUCAGAAGUGGUGUUGUUAAUAUUACAUCCAUUUUCAAUGGAAUCAGUUUGGUCAAAUUCCAAAAUUACUUCCUGAGGGAUACCUCCUUGGUCGAUAAACACCAAAUCAGAGGCUGUUGAAGGGCGACUAUCGUUGACUGAGUAGCUAUUAGUUGAAGUGGGCGUCCAUGUGUUCUCUUGAGAGAUAAUAGAUAAUAAUAGUCUGGGUCUUCGACCUCUGACUCAUCAGUCUCGUAUUGUUCAUCGUCGAGGUCCGGAGCAU